This is a messenger RNA of Henningerozyma blattae CBS 6284, 852 nucleotides long. It is a transcript of the gene ADD66, whose product is annotated as Add66p. Gene Ontology annotation, cellular component: cytosol; nucleus. The transcript has a single exon. Gene Ontology annotation, biological process: proteasome assembly. Lineage: Eukaryota; Fungi; Ascomycota; Saccharomycetes; Saccharomycetales; Saccharomycetaceae. The record is from RefSeq and is a predicted model, not a curated record. Bases 1 to 852 code for a protein of 283 amino acids.
AUGCCUAGUUUAAUUUUGCCACUCGUUUCAACCGCUAAUGUCCCUCAACUAACUGUUGAUCUAUUAUUACAUUCAACAACUGAAAAUGAUAUCCAUGCAUUCAAACAUAUUAAAUCAUAUUCUCCAGAAACAUUAUUAUCAUUUUUAGGCCCAGUAGAUAAAUUGCCAAUUGAAAAAAAUUCAAGCUCAUCAAUUUAUCCUAAUAAUCAAUCUUAUUCAACUUCAUUUGAAUUAUUCUAUAAUCAAUCAACAGAUACUUAUCUUAUACAACAACGUACACCCAUAAUUACUGGUUAUUUAAAUACUUUUAUUAAUAAAACUAUUGUUCCAAUUGUUAAUCAAUAUCAAAUCGAUAAUGUUAUACUAUUAGAUUCUCAUUCUCCAAGAGAUGAGAAUUAUUUAAUCAAUAAUGAUAAUGCAGAUGCCACCAUAAAAAUAUUUUCUUAUGGAACAUGUGAAUUACCAAAUCUCUCUGAAGAAAUUUUAAGAGAAUUAAAUAACUUGUCGUUAUCAAUUAGUUCACAGGAAACUAAUGAAUUAAUUGAAUCAAAAAUUUUCCAAAUGACAAAACAAUCAUUAUUAAAAGAUCUUUCAACUUGCCAGGAUGCUUGGAAGUAUUCAAUUGAUUUAAUUAGGUCACCUCUAUCGGAGUCAUUAAAAUCCAUCAAUUAUUUCGCAAUGUUUGUCAAUGAAGGUGAUAAUUCUAUGGAUGCAAAAUUAUUUAUCAACUAUUUAAAAGAAAAUCUAUCAACUGAAUUAAAAAAUUCCAUAAAAUUCAAUACUCCAAUAUCCUGGGAAGGUCUUUAUGGUAAAGAAAUGCCAGAUUCUUUUGACCAAGGGAUCUACAUUUAA